UGUGUGUGUAUGUGUGUGUGUGUGUCUCCCAGAGGACCAGCUACCUCCUGGUUUCCCCACCAUCGACAUGGGCCCACAGCUCAAAGUGGUGGAGCGAACUCGAACCGCCACCAUGCUCUGUGCCGCCAGCGGCAACCCGGACCCGGAUAUCUCCUGGUUUAAAGACUUCCUCCCCGUCAAUACCACCAACAACAACGGCCGCAUUAAACAGCUGCGAUCAGAAUCCUUUGGAGCCCUGCAGAUAGAGCAGAGCGAGGAGUCGGACCAGGGAAAGUAUGAGUGUGUGGCCACCAACAACGAUGGGACGCGCUACUCGGCGCCGGCCAACCUUUACGUUCGAGAGCUGCGGGAAGUGCGCCGGGUGCCGCCGCGCUUCUCCAUCCCGCCCACGGACAACGAGAUCAUGCCGGGCGGCAGCGUGAACAUCACGUGCGUGGCGGUGGGCUCGCCCAUGCCGUACGUCAAGUGGAUGCUGGGUGCCGAGGACCUGACGCCCGAGGACGACAUGCCCAUCGGGCGCAACGUCCUGGAGCUGACCGACGUGCGCCAGUCGGCCAACUACACCUGCGUGGCCAUGUCCACGCUGGGCGUCAUCGAGGCCGUGGCGCAGAUCACCGUCAAAGCAUUGCCCCGGAAUCCCGGCAUCCCGGUGGUCACAGAGCGCACCGCCACGAGCAUCACCCUGACGUGGGAUUCCGGCAAUCCCGAACCGGUGUCAUACUACAUCGUCCAGCACAAGUCCAAGUACUCGGAAGACUUGUACAAGGAAAUCGACGGCGUGGCGACCACGCGCUACAGCGUCGGCGGCCUCAGCCCUUACUCGGACUAUGAGUUCCGCGUGGUGGCCGUCAACAACAUUGGCAGGGGCCCGCCCAGCGAGAGCGUGGAGGCCAAGACGGCCGAGCAGGCGCCCAGCACGGCACCGCGCCGGGUUCGGGGCCAAAUGCUGAGCGCCACCACGGCCGUCAUCAACUGGGAAGAACCGGAGGAAGCCAACGGGCAGAUUAUGGGCUACAGGGUGUACUACACGCUGGAUUCCAGCCAGCACGUCAACCUGUGGGAAAAGCAAAUCGUCCGAGGGGCGAACUUUGUCACCAUCCAAGGCCUCAUCCCGAACAAAACGUAUUACAUCAAGGUGCUCGCCUACACGUCGGUCGGCGAUGGGCCUCUCUCCCCAGAUCUGCAGAUCAUUGCAAAGACGGGAGUUCCUUCCCAACCGACGGACUUUAAGGGCGAGGCCAAGUCGGAAACCAGCAUUUUGUUGUCAUGGGUUGCGCCGGUCCAGACGGGACAGGAGAAUCAAAUCACGGGAUACGAUCUCUUGUACAAGAAGAGGGAUGAUCAAGACGAGAGGCGAAUUAGCUUCGAGCCCACCUCGACGUACCUCAUGAAGGACUUGAAGCCCUUCACCACAUACGCCUUCCGUCUGGCGGCCCGUAGCAAGCACGGCGUCGGCGCGUACACCAGCGAGAUCUCCGCUGAGACCCCGCAAACACAGCCCUCCGGCCCGCCCGCAGAAGUCAGGUGCUCGAGUCCCACGUCCACGAGCAUCCUGGUAAGUUGGCGGGCGCCCCCGAUGGAAUCGCAGAACGGAAUCAUAACACGAUACAGCAUCCAGUACGCCGCCACCGACGGGGAGGACAAGACCCCGCGUCAGAUCCCGGACAUCCCCCCGGAAAGCUCUCAGUACCUUUUGGAACACUUGGAAAAAUGGACAGAAUACCACGUGACAGUCACCGCUCAUACGGAUGUCGGAGCAGGGCCGCAAAGUACGCCACAGCUGGUCCGCACCGAGGAGGACGUUCCUAGCGGGCCACCUCGUAAAGUCGAGGUGGAAGCUGUCAACUCGUCGUCAAUUAAAGUCAUCUGGCGCUCACCGAUGCCCACCAAGCAACAUGGGCAGAUCCGGGGGUACCAGGUGCACUAUGUCAGGAUGCUUAAUGGGGAGCCCAUAGGACAGCCCGUCAUCAAGGAUAUCCUGAUUGAUGAUGCCCAGUGGGAAUAUGAUGAUUCAACUGAUCAUGAAAUGGUCAUCUCGGAGCUGCAGGCCGAGACCACAUAUUCUGUUACCGUGGCGGCCUAUACCACUAAAGGCGACGGCGCGCGCAGCAAGCCCAAACUUGUUACGACCACUGGCGCAGUCCCUGAUAAACCUCGGCUAAUGGUCAGUACCACCAACAUGGGCACCGCUCUCCUCCAAUGGCAUCCCCCGGCAGUCACCCACGGGCCUCUGCAAGGUUACCGCCUCCGCUUCGGCCGCAAAGACCUGGAACCGUUGACAGUCAUCGAGUUCCCCGAGCGGGACAACCACUACACCACCAGAGAGAUCCAUAAGGGCGCCUCGUACACGUUCCGGCUUUCGGCGCGCAACAAGGUGGGAUUUGGCGAAGAGACGGUCAAGGAGGUGACCACGAACGAAGACGUGCCGAGCGGCUACCCCCAGUGGAUCACGGCCGACGCCGCCACCACCUCCACGAUUCAGGUCAGCUGGCAGGAGCUGCUGCUGGCCGAGCGCAACGGCCACAUCGUCAAGUACGCGCUGCAGUACAAGGACAUCAACAGCCCGCGCAGUCCCUCGGAACUCUUUAUCACCGCCCCCGAAUCCACAGUGAUCUUGGACGGCCUUAAGGCAGAAACCACUUACGAUAUUAAAAUGUGUGCCUUCACCAGCAAGGGUUCUGGUCCCUAUAGCCCAAGUGUCCAAAUCAGGACACAGCCUUUGGAUCAAGUGUUUGCAAAGAAUUUCCACGUGAGAGCUGCCAUGAAGACGUCCGUGCUGCUGACGUGGGAGAUCCCCGACACCUACAACGCCGCUCAGCCUUUCACGAUCCUGUACGACGACGGGCAAAGCGUGGAGGUGGACGGCAAACUGACCCAGAAACUGAUUACGGGGCUUCAACCGGAGACACAGUACUCCUUCCUGUUGACCAACCGCGGUAACAGCGCCGGCGGUCUGCAGCACCGUGUGGCUACCAUGACCGCGCCCGACAUCCUUCGCACCAAGCCCUACCUGAUCGGCAAGACCAACACGGAUGGCAUGGUGACGGUGGAGCUCCCUUCGGUGCAGACGUCAGAAAAAGUGCGGGCGUAUUACAUCGUGGUAGUGCCCCUGAAGAAGCAACGCAGCGGCAAGUUCGUCAAACCCUGGGACAAUCCCGACGAGAUGAAUUUCGAGGAGCUGCUACAGGAGAUAAACCGCACCAGCAGAGGCCUCCGGCGCCGCAGACAGGCGGAGCCCAAGGCGUACAUCGCCGCCUACUUCCAAGACCUGCCUAAAGAUAGGUCACAGAUCAUGUACGCCACCAGCCCGUACUCCGACCCCGUGGUUUCGGCCGACAUUGACCCCCAGCCAAUCAUCGACGAAGAGGAGGGUCUCAUCUGGGUGGUGGGCCCCGUCCUCGCCGUCGUUUUCAUCAUAUGCAUCGUCAUCGCCAUCCUGCUGUACAAGAGGAAAAGGGCCGAAUCGGAAGCCAGGAAAGGGAGCCUUCCCAAUAGCAAGGAGAUGCCCUUGCAUCACCCGACCGACCCCGUUGAGCUUCGCCGCCUCAACUUUCAGACGCCUGGUAUGGCGAGCCACCCACCAAUCCCCGUCAUGGACCUGGCGGAGCAUCUGGAGCACUUGAAAGCCAACGACAACCUCAAGUUUUCCCAGGAGUACGAGUCCAUCGACCCCGGGCAGCAGUUCACCUGGGAGCACUCCAACUUGGAGGUGAACAAACCAAAGAACCGCUACGCCAACGUGAUCGCCUAUGACCACUCGCGAGUCUUGCUCUCCGCAAUUGACGGCAUCCCGGGCAGUGACUACAUCAACGCCAACUAUGUGGACGGCUACAGGAAACAGAACGCGUACAUUGCCACGCAAGGCUCGCUGCCCGAGACCUUUGGGGAAUUCUGGCGAAUGAUCUGGGAACAGAGGAGCGCCAUCAUUGUCAUGAUGACCAAGCUGGAGGAGCGAUCCAGGGUCAAGUGUGAUCAGUACUGGCCCACCAGAGCAACGGAGACAUACGGCCUCAUACAAGUGACUCUGCUUGACACGGUGGAGUUGGCCACAUACUGCGUCAGGACAUUUGCACUUUUUAAAAACGGCUCCAGCGAGAAGCGGGAGGUCCGGCAGUUCCAGUUCACGGCCUGGCCGGACCACGGGGUGCCGGAACACCCCACGCCCUUUCUUGCCUUCUUGAGACGGGUAAAGUCGUGCAACCCUCCGGACGCCGGGCCCAUGGUGGUGCACUGCAGCGCCGGCGUGGGUCGCACGGGUUGCUUCAUUGUGAUCGAUGCCAUGCUGGAGCGAAUCAAGCACGAGAAGACCGUGGACAUCUACGGGCAUGUGACGCUGAUGCGCGCCCAGCGUAACUACAUGGUGCAGACCGAAGACCAGUACGUCUUUAUUCACGACGCGCUGCAGGAGGCCGUCAACUGCGGCACCACCGAAGUGCCCGCCCGGAACCUCUACGCUUACAUCCAGAAAUUGACGCAGAUAGAGGCCGGAGAAAAUGUCACCGGCAUGGAACUUGAGUUCAAGCGUUUAGCCAACACGAAAGCCCAUACGUCGCGAUUCAUCAGUGCCAAUCUGCCGUGCAACAAGUUCAAGAACCGCCUUGUCAACAUCAUGCCAUACGAGUCCACGCGCGUGUGUCUCCAGCCCAUUCGAGGAGUGGAGGGAUCGGACUACAUCAAUGCAAGUUUCAUCGACGGCUACAGGCAACAGAAGGCCUACAUUGCCACACAGGGACCACUGGCAGAAACCACAGAAGACUUCUGGAGGAUGCUCUGGGAGCACAACUCUACCAUUGUCGUGAUGCUAACGAAGCUCAGAGAAAUGGGCAGGGAAAAAUGCCAUCAGUACUGGCCCGCAGAGAGGUCAGCCAGAUACCAAUACUUUGUGGUGGACCCCAUGGCCGAGUACAACAUGCCGCAGUACAUCCUUCGGGAGUUCAAAGUGACAGACGCCAGGGAUGGACAGUCACGAACGGUGCGACAGUUCCAGUUCACAGACUGGCCCGAACAAGGAGUGCCGAAAUCCGGGGAGGGCUUCAUCGAUUUCAUCGGCCAAGUACAUAAAACGAAAGAGCAGUUUGGCCAAGAUGGGCCUAUCUCGGUCCACUGUAGCGCUGGCGUCGGUCGGACCGGCGUCUUCAUCACCCUGAGCAUUGCCUUGGAGCGAAUGAGAUACGAGGGCGUCGUCGACAUCUUUCAGACUGUGAAGAUGUUGCGGACACAGAGACCAGCCAUGGUGCAGACAGAGGAUCAAUACCAAUUCUGCUACAGGGCUGGAUUAGAGUAUCUGGGAAGUUUUGAUCACUAUGCAACGUAAAGGACUCAGCAUCAGAGGGAAAGGUGGAAAGGAAAGAAAAAAACCCAGUUGCGCCUCUCUUCUGAGCCAUAAAUUACUGCUUGAGAACGUAAAAACUCCUUGCAAACAACUCAUUAAAAGUCGGAUGUGUGACAUGAUACUGCCACAGACAAAAAAAAAAAAAAAGAUUCCCUGGAGGACCAAGUAUUUCCCCAAUUCAAGCUUAAACUGGCCUUGUCACCACGUGAUGGAAUCCGGACCAUUGAAGCACCUCGUUGGAUUUUUUUUGGGGGCUUCAAGGAUUUAUUUGGGAGCAAACGAACCCGGCGGAGAAUGAGACUCGAGCAGGGUGAAAGCAUUAUGAAAAGGCAUCAGAGGAGCAUGGAGGGGAACUUGACGCACAUUGUAAAGAAAAAUAAAUCACAAUCACACCCGUCGGGAAAAGCCGGACAAUGCUCGAAUGGACCCUGACAUUGAAGUACUCGUCCUGUCUCAAUGUUCAUCAUCUCAAGUUUGCGAGGGGAUAUACAAAGAAAAAAAAAAAAAAGAUCUAUGGAAUAAAUCAAAUGAUUAAUUUAGUUUUUUAGGACUCUAUUAUACAACCGAUGUGAUUUUUUUUUUCUUUUGAAAAUGUGUAAAUGUCUUUUUUUUUUUUUUUUUUUACACUCUGAAAGAAGAAUAUCGAUAUCAUACAAAUGUUCCCUUUUCUUCAAGCUGUUUGUGCAUUUACAAUUUUGGUUUGUAGCACAUGGAUUGACUUAAAGAAAAAAAAAAGGCUGAGAGCCAGUCUUUGCCGCGAUUGUUUUUGAUUUGCAUACACCUCCCAUCCGAUAAACUGGGGCUUUGUGGAAUCAACAGGGAUGAGCAAAGUAUGAAGUUGCUGCUAUGAAUUAUCUGAGUUCUUCCAUGUCAGGAUGAUGAGAAGGAUAAAUGACAUAAGUUCUAUAUAUCUAUAUAUACAUCUAUACAUAUAUAAUCAGAUGUGAAAUACCAAUCAUAUUCUAAAUAUAAAUUUGAAAAGAAAAUGUCUAUUAGCCGGUGAACGCUUCUGAAUGGUGUGGGGAAAGUGACGUUUCACUGGAAUGCACAUCAAUAGGACACCAUUCUGAUUCAAUGCAUCUUUUCUCGUGCAAUAAAUGAUGUGUUAUUAAGUCGCGACACCCGGCUCCCGACAGGCGUCACGUGGAAAUGUACAUCAGCCGCCUGUCACCCACCGCUCCAUGCAAUUGGGCAAAGUAUAAAAAAAAAACAACGCCGUGUGUUAUUUAAAACCCUUUCUCGAGUAUUCCUUUUCCCAUUUUGCAUUUAGUGCCUUAUAUUUAUGCCUGUUUUUUUUAUACCAUUUCAGUGUAUCUUUUGAGUAUUCAGCUUAUAUGUCAAUAUAUAAAUAUAUAUGUGUGUUCAUUUACACUCAUAUUCGCAAUGUCACCUGAGAUUAUAUAUGCAAGCAACAUUUUGACGCUCAUUCUGUCAUUUUCAGUGGCCUUACCGUGGCUGGGUUGGUGCGACUAGUUCACGGACCUGGAAGGAAAAUAGGAAAAUUCAGCUUUUGAAGAGUUCACAUUUUACAAAAGGAGAACGAGGAGAACAGUGUUGACGCUGUCAAUCAUUCAAAAUGAGGGUGACCUCUAAAAUGGAGGUUAUCCGAGACAGAUUUUGAAAUUCCAUACAUCCACAUGCAUUCUGCGUUGGCUCGCAAAGCCAAAAUAGUCAAAGCAAACGGAAAAAAAAAAUCAUAAUGGAUAAAGACAGAUGCCACUCAAGUCCGAUCAUGACAUUUCUGUCACAUUUCAAAAGUCAACGGUGAAGCAAAUGAGUGAAGAAAAAUGGCUACCGAACAACCCUCCUGAGAGAGCCUGACAAGACAAAAAAAUAAAUAAAUUGAAAUUUCAUCAACACAGACUCAUCACAAACAUCGGUAUUUGAGCCAGUAAAAUUAUUCACGCCGUUAUUUUGUUAAUGGUGCUACAUACAUUGUAGAUGGUGCACUGGGGGAGGCAAACUUUUUUUUUUUUUUUUUUUUUUUUGGGUGCGAUAGAUAGCUUGCAAAAUUUCUGAAUUUUCUGACCAUAUUUUUCAACACCGUCAGAGAGUGAGGUGGAAAAUGGGUGGACCAUCAUAACUCAACAAAAUUCAACCCUUUUGGAUCCAAAAUUUGGCACACACAUUGACAUGAAAAGAAUUGACAUUGAUUGGCAUCUUUGACCACAAUUUUUUCGCUAUUUGUGUUGGCUUCAUGGAUGUGCAUUCCAGAUCUUUCUUUCCCUUACAAACACAGUUACCUAAACUUUUUUUUUUUUGGUUAAUUUCCAGACAAAAGUACUGUUAUGAUGUAGUGGCUAAAGUUUUUUUUUUGUUGUUUCUUUGUUUGUUUAUGUAAUUUGCAUGGUCAAACCUUUGCAGGAUGGCCCAGAAGUCGGCCCGGAAAGGAAGAUUUGCACUUUCUCUAUCUUUGUACUAUGCACUGCCCUAUUGAUUCUAGACCCAAUAAUAUAUUACUUGAACCCAUUACGGAAAAAAAA
Molecule: messenger RNA, 7815 nt
Organism: Hippocampus comes (tiger tail seahorse)
Lineage: Eukaryota; Metazoa; Chordata; Actinopteri; Syngnathiformes; Syngnathidae
Product: receptor-type tyrosine-protein phosphatase delta-like
Exons: 32
Coding region: 68-5314 (1748 amino acids)
Biological process (GO): protein dephosphorylation
Molecular function (GO): protein tyrosine phosphatase activity; protein binding
Source: RefSeq, a predicted model, not a curated record